Lycium ferocissimum is the source of this 2108-nucleotide messenger RNA. RefSeq names its product NAC domain-containing protein 78-like. NCBI's taxonomy places the organism in Eukaryota, Viridiplantae, Streptophyta, Magnoliopsida, Solanales, Solanaceae. Bases 213 to 1838 code for a protein of 541 amino acids. Gene Ontology annotation, molecular function: DNA binding. The transcript is spliced from 6 exons. The record is from RefSeq and is a predicted model, not a curated record. Gene Ontology annotation, biological process: regulation of DNA-templated transcription.
CACUUUACCAAACUUUUCUUUUCGAUUUUCCAAUUACAACACCUCUUUAUCUUCUUCUCACAAUUAAUAAUUUCCUCUCAAUAAUAACCCUUAAAUCUUACCAAUUUACUUAAACUAUUAUACUAAGCAUUCUUGAUAAAGUCCACAAUAUUGGGUUACUUUUAUUUUACCAAAAUUGAUCCAAAAUCUUUGAUUAUUGUGAUUCUUGAUUUAUGGAAUCAAAAGGGUCAGAUAAAUUGUUGGCACCAGGGUUUAGAUUUCAUCCAACAGAUGAAGAAUUGGUUAGGUAUUAUUUAAGGAGAAAGAUUAUUGGUAAACCAUUGAGAUUUGAUGCUAUUUCUGAAAUUGAUAUUUACAAAGUUGAACCAUGGGACCUUCCAGGUAUGUCGAGGCUGAAAACAAGAGAUUUGGAAUGGUACUUUUUCAGCGUGCUUGAUAGGAAGCACGGCAAUGGAGCAAAAACCAAUCGGGCGACAGAACGAGGCUACUGGAAGACAACUGGAAAGGACAGGACUGUCAAUCAUAAGUCUAAGGUUGUUGGUAUGAAGAAGACCCUAGUUUUUCAUAGUGGUCGGGCUCCAAAAGGUCAGAGGACUAAUUGGGUUAUGCAUGAGUACAAACUAAUUGAUGAGGAGUUGGACAAAGCUGGAAUUUCUCAGGAUGCACUUGUGCUAUGUAGAGUCUUCCAGAAGAGUGGUGCAGGGCCGAAGAAUGGGGAAAAGUAUGGGGCACCUUUUGUCGAGGAGGAAUGGGAGGAGGAUGAUGAGUUAGAAAUUGCGCCCAAGAAAGAGGUUGCUGAAGAAGUUGAAUUUGGAGAUGAUAUCUAUCUAGAUGGACAUGACCUUGAGCAGAUUCUCGGGACUGACACACCUGUGGAUAGUGCUCCACUUUCUUCGAAACGCUACUGCGAGGAAAAUGCUAGCAACAGCGGGGAAACAAGUAACUCCUUUGAAGAAGCACAAAACUGGCUUCAGCCCCCGGACGAGCAGGAAUCAUAUGAUCCUGCAAUUGAACAUUACGCAAUCGCAAAUCCAGUCAAGCAUGAAUUCAUGAAUGAACCAAGCAAUAGUGUGAACUCUGAAGAUGCAGAUUACUUACUUGAUGAACCAAUCGUAACUGCAACUGAUAACCUUCAAUUCAAUGAUGGAGCAUUCCUUGAAGCUAGUGAUCUUUCAAGACCCAUCGAGGUUGAUACAUCAAGUUUUGACAUGCUUGAGGAGUACCUUACAUUUUUUGAUGCAGACGAUGACUUCCAAAGUAUGGGUUUCAAUCCACCAAUGAUGAUCGGAGGUGAUGCUCAUGUCUCUGACUUAGCAUCUCUGGAGGAGAAGAACAUUGGUGAGCUAGCUGACCAACCAGUUGCAUCGAGUGAAGAGCCCGAGGAUCAGAAGAACAAUGUUGCAUCAUGUUCGAAACUGGAACCAUCUAAAUUUGGAUCGGGUAGCGACUAUAAGUAUCCAUUUAUGAAGCAGGCAAGCUGCAUGUUGGGCGGUAUUCCUGCUCCUCCUGCAUUUGCUUCGGAGUUCCCUUCAAAAGCUCUCCGUAUGAAUUCUUCCUCGGAAGCAUCCAGUUCAAUCCAUGUCACUGGUUUGGUUCAAAUAACGAACAUGACUAUGAGUGGCAAUGGAACAGACGGGUUGGUGGGCAAGCAUGGGAAUUACAACGUUAUCCUAUCUUUUGGCAUAUCACAUAGCUCUGCUCACUUGGGAUCAGUAGUUAGUGUUCUUCCCGGGAAGACGAUGUCGACAUUGUCCUGGUGCUGGUUCUAUUAUCUGUUCCUUUGGCUCCUCAUUCUUUCCACUAGCUUCAAAAUUGGCACCUUAAUUCGUGUCAAGUAAGGGCUCAAGAAUAUAGGGCGCUCAAUCAAAUCAAGCUUGAGACUAGUUUUACUUUGAAAUUCUUGGUAGAUAAUCUUGAUCUUUACUGAAGUGACAUUAUUAUAUAUGAUAUACCUAUACCAGGAAUUUUUUAGUGUUUACAUUAAAGUGUAUUGAUACAGUUUCUGACUGUUGACAUAUGAUGUAUGCAAUCUCCUGAACGAAUUUAAAACUAAAUGGUGUAUCACAGUGAAACUCUUUUACAGCAGUCAAGUACUGUGAAUUUGCAUA